ACCGCUCGUUUGUUUUUUUUUGGUUCAUCUCAUUUUUGUAUUCUGUCGCUCAGAUGCGCAUGUUUUUUUUGGAAAAUAUAGAAUGAAAAAAAUUUGGAGGGUUUCUGUACAUGAAUUGAUAGAAAUACUGCUGGUCUUCGUUAUGCACAGUAUUUAUUGAUGGUUGCAAAUGUAGCACAUGAUUCUACGAUAUUAUUAAUCAUGACUAGAGAACAUGUUUUACAUAUUCAGUUUGUCGCACAAAACGCUAGAUUGAUUCGUCCAGGGUCUAUAUAGCAGGGUGUCGACUACCUUGAAAUCCCUUGAAAAUCAGGGAAUCUCGUCAUCAAUCUGGAUAAAAUGAAAUUCCGCCAAUUAGAAUUUUGAUUAUUGCAGUUCGAUGAAUCUUUGUAAACAAUACUUCGUUGGUUUCGAUGAUACUUUGACAAAACAACAGAGAGGCUGCAGAUGGAUCUGAAUGUCAGAUUUUGGGAUUAAGAAGUGAUGGAGGUGGUAAAUCGUUACAUGGAGUCAAUGUUCUUGGAACGUUCUCAAGCAUCAGAGAUCAACUUGCAGCUUUUAAAGAAGGUCUGGGAAUUAUAUAUUUGAACAAACUUCUUGUGUCGAUUGACGGUAUCAACGUAAAUGGUCAUAUUACACGAGCUGCAACAGGACUUUCAAAAUGGGGAAGAAAAACGCCUGAAUUUGGGUAGCUUCGGAUUGUAUAUUUUACACGGUUGAUGAAUAGGCUGACGGUUUCCAAAUAAUUCGGCAAAAAUUUAACGACAGGCGAAUCUCGAAAUUUUGUCUAAUAUGCGGAGCCCUUGUUUUGAAGCUUAUAAAGCAUUGAUCUUGCCGUCCUGAAUUCCGAUAAAAAAUGGCUGGAAAACGAUUUUAGAAACUCUCGACUAUGGACCCUAUUGACCUUUUUGAUAUUUGACCGAUUUCAGACGCAUCAGUGGAGCUCCAGCAGGCUUAGCACUGGAACAAUAUUGAUAGCAACAAGUGUGCUCAUUAUGAUCUGAAAAAUUAACGACUGGAGUAUUUUUAGAAUGGAUAAGUUCGCGGGAUUUUUUACCAAAACUGGUCUUUUGUCUCUCGUGCGGAAACACCAACUUUGAGAAGGCUUUUCCAUUAAUACCGAAUGUUUUAGAAAACAUUUGUAUGGAAACGGUUGUGCUGUACAACAAGUUUAUGAUGGAAGACAUACUUUGGAAGAAAGGCAUCAAUAAAAAUGUUAAUUCAUCGAGUACGAAAUUCUCAUUCUCUUCAUCUAGAACAGAAGGAAGGUUGGAAGAGAUAGGCUUUUGCGUUAAAUAAGUUAAUUAAUUAGUAAGUUAAUGAAUCGGCUACGGAAAGCAGAUGCGAAAUCUGUGGUGGUGAAAAGAAGAAAACUUUGGAAAACGCACUGAAGAGAGGCAAAGAUUGCAUGAAAAAGUAUUUCGUCAAAAUCGUAACAGUUUCGUGAAACUGAUCCGAUUCCAAAUGAAAAUGGGGGUCUCUGUAGCCACAUUGGUUGCGCGUUCGCGUAGUAAGCAAUCGAUCGUGAGUUCAAAACUCAGGGUCCUCAUUGACCAUAUUUGUGUUGUUAUAGAAUAACUACGUCUACGCAACAAUCAACAGCGAUGGAAUUCGAUCCACGGUCGAAAAAAGAUCGAUUCAUCCAUACAACUGCUCUGCUCUGCAAAACACAUCGGGCUGAUGUUCUAUAAAUAACUGAACAAUGAUCAAUCAACUGUCUCCGCUGUCCGGUCUGAAUGGAUAAUUACGCCUAAAUGGCUACUGUGUAAAUGUGUACUAUAUGCAAUGGUAUAGAAGGGAAUAUUCUAACGCCGGAAAAUGACAACUGUGUAAUGUGCUUAUUAUAGAUAUGGUAAACAUGUGACAUGUACACGAUUAAAAUUUGUCUCUGUUACAGCUAAAAUGCUAAUGAGCUUAAAAUAAACAAAAGAGAUAAAAAAAAUGAAAAUAACUCAUUCUGUACUAAUGUUUAAGCUGAAGGACCCUUUAAGCUGUAUUAGUGUAUUACUGUAUUAGUGAAUCCAUUUUUUUAAAUUUUGAACGACACUACUCAAUCGUUGUUUAACUAAGGGGAACUGAGGGGAAUGUGGUCACCCUAAGGAACAUGCCCAUCUCCUGUAUCCACAUACCACUAAAAUUUCCGUUUCGAAGAAUAUUGUAGCUCAACUUAUGGUAGUUCAAGAUAGUAAGCGGUUUGUAUUAUGAAAAUUGAAAAUAGUACAUUUUUCAUUAUUAGAAAAAAAGUUGAAAAAUCGAACUUUUUUUUUGUGAGAAGGUAAAUUGCCGUUCUACGCAUAGUUGUCCCAUGUUACAUUUUGACAAUUUUCACUUUUCUGCAUAAAACGAUAUUUUUAUGUCUAAUCUUCCAGAAAAUCACAAAAAAAACUUAUUGUUUGUUCCCAGCUUUUUGAAAAACAACAUCAAGCUCAAUUGUCCCAUGUUGAUAUUCUAGGCAUAACUGUCUCACUAUAUACUUUUUGUAGAUCCAUAAUGAAUGAAACGGUUCAAGUACAAGAAUUUUGUGACACGACUUCAGCAAGGCUAAUGCACUCAUUUCUGUUUUGAAAGAACGAACUAAUUCACAAACAAACAAAAAAGUUUAACACGUGUACACCUUGUUAGCGAAUGACCAAUAACAAUGAGAUUUAUAUUCAAAGGUGUUGCAGAUCACUCCCUUCUUCAUUAAACGAUGUUUUUAUGCAUAAUCUUUCGGAAAAACAUCAAAAAACUUAUUGUUUGUUCCCAGUAUUUCAAAGAACAACAUCAAGCUCAGUUGUCCCUUGUUGUUAUUCUAGGCAAAACUGUCCCACCAUGUAUUUUUAAACCGUAAUCAAGCAUGAUCGAUUCACGUGAGGAGAACUCUUCACAUUUCAUUAACCCUUUCGUCGCCUCGUCACCCAGAUAUGGGUGACACUUUCCUCGUUCAAAUUUAAUAGGAUUUUGAAAAGGAGUUUGACAGCAUAGGCACCUAUAUGUAACUAUAGAAUAUGUAGAAAAAUAAUAAAAUCAUAAUCAUAUUAAUAUAAUGUUUAUACUAUACUUUUUAUCGAUUUAUAGUACAGAAGAUUUGUACUGGAGUUUUUUGCGAAACCCGUAUAAUAUGACUUCGGCAUGCUAUUGUUGUCAAUUCGUCUCCAAAUAGAAAGAAAUUUCACUAGUUGUAAAAGUUGUCUGCAAACUAUGUUUGGUCUUCUUUUACUAAAUCAUCCGCAAUUUGGGCCUCGCGAGAAAUUCAAUAACAGCGCAUUGGGCGACGAACGUGUUAAACAAUAGUUUACUGGUCAUAAUAAACCCAGUGUAUUGCCAAACUAAAACGCAUAAAGCUUCUGGUAGACAAAUAUCCAAAAAAUACUUUGAUUGCGUUUUUCUCAGUUGUUGAUGUUGGAACAUGGGACAACUAUGCGUAGAACGGCAGUAAAGUGGUCACCUGUGGGGGGCAAAGUGGUCACUAGCACAUAUCGCUCUACUCUAGAAGGGAUAGAUUUUUGUAUGUUUUCUUGUCCAAAUUUGUUUAAACCAUUAUUGAACUAGUAGGUGCAUGUAUGAAAUGAGCUAGGCCUAUUCACCUAGAGUCGUAAUUGAAUUUUUUUCAUACGUACAAAAACCUAGUAAGAAACACAUAACGUUUUUCAUAAUGAGGAACGCAGAAAACUACGGCCGAAUGGCUACCGAGAGAGCUGACAUGCGACAGCUCCAUUGAAGUACAGGGUAACUCGAAAGUCAUGAAAUUCUUCAAACAUAAGGUGACUAUCGAUACGGUGUCAAUAGUCAAUAGUUAUACUACUAAACAAGCAGGUGAUCAUUUUACCCCACGUGGCCACUCUCCCCCCAUUACCCUUAAUUGAAAACCAUAAACAAUCCAUUUAUGGGAAGAUAUCGACAUACGUUCUCAAAUUCCAUUGUUUAUGCUAACUAAAUGUUUUAGGGACUUCAGCUAAAGUACUAGUGAAGAAUUUGAUUACUAGUCUACAUCUGGAUUUUCUCUGAAAAAUUACUGGAAAAUCAGGCAAUAUUAGGGAUUUUUUUAGGUUUUUGAGUCGACACACUGUAUAAUUUUUAUUUUCCGUCGUUAUAUAUCUGCAUAUUCGAGUUCAACCAUCAAUGUCAGGGCGCGAGUUUAUCUAGAUUCCAGAUCAGCGGUACUCAACAAGCUGAAGCGGUAGCGGACCAAUUUGUCUUCCUCGGUUCAAUUAUAACGACUGGCAAUGAUACCAGCCGCGAGAUCCGGUGAAUCAUUGUCAAUGGAAGUCGUGCUUACUAUGGCUUCCACAAACACUUGAGGUCUAACAGACUUAGCAGUCGUGCGAAAUUAUCCCUGUACAAAACGUUUAUAAGACCGGUUGUUCUCCACGGGCCGAAGAGGACCUGCGAGCACUCGGAGUCUUUGAACGACGUCUGUUAAGAACCAUCUUCGGCGGUGUGCAGAAGGACGGUGCAUGGAUGCGAACCACGAGUUCACACAAAGUAGCUGGACAAGACAUGUUGCAGAAAUGCCGCACAAGUGUCAUACAAAAAUGGUGUUCAUUGGGAAUACGGCAUAAUACAGAUCAGCAGGAAAAUUGACUCUUCAGUUGAAUUAUUUUACGCAAUGGAUUACUUUCGGACGAAUAUUAGCCAACUGCAUAUCACAAUAUAAUGUUUUAUUAGCUAACUGUAUUUUAUAAUCCAUGAAUCUAAUCCCGAAAUCGUCCGUUGAAGUGAGCGCAUAUUAAACAUAAACAUUUGUAUCGACACACAAACUUACAAAUAAACAAACGCACAACCAAACAAUUAGAACAUCAAAACCUACAGUGGCUACGAAACAGUUUGGGAAUUUUAUAGUUAUCUCUCAAGCCGGCUCGCUGCAUGCUCAGUACAGUGUGUGUGUUUCUUUGUACGUAUUUUGAGAAUGCGUUCUGAAGCUAUCUUCUUUGCAUGUUUGUGCAGCAUUGAAACAAACCAUACACUGAAGAAUUGUCGCAGCAGGGGAAUAUUAACUACAGUUCUUUCCGUAAUUGUCAGCAUGGACCGCUGAAAACGAGUCGAAACUGAAAAAAACACAUCAAAGCCAAUCAAAAGGCGUUAUCCAUUCGUGAUUCCUUCCAACAAACAAACGGUGCAAAACGGUCAUAAAGAGUAGGCAUUUGAGAGCAUCAGCUCGUCAAUCGAUAAUUGUGAACAAAUUGUUGACCAAAAAUGGCACUAAUGUGAUUGAACAAGCAUCGUACUCUCUCUUUUUCCUACUUCUGAAACUUGAAUUAUCACUUUGUGGGUCCAGUUCACACAGCACUGCCGGUCUUGACUUUCGUUUCCGCAUGAUGAUGUCCAUCUCCGUUAGGUAUCUUUUCACUGUCUGGCCCGUUGCUCUGAUGUAGCCACCUUUUCCUCCGUCUUCUGCUUUAGUUUCAGAUGCAGUUUACCAGAAAUGUAAGGAUAUUAUAGAUACCGGAACGGGCAUAUCCGGCGGACUCAAAGAACUUGACGAUGUCCACUUUCUUCGCAACGGGAUGGAACUCCAAGUACGCAUAAACCAUGGAGCGCAGUUGCUUUAUUGUUUCCACCAUAACUUCCGCAGUUCAACUGAUAGCGCUGUAAAAUUUUGUUUGAAAACUCAUGAGCUACUAUGAUUGACGAUACACAAAUGGUCUCAUCACCAGAUCUUAAAGUGAACGCAUGAAAAAUUGGUAAAAUGAAGGCGUUAUUUGACAGAAUGUAUUUAAAUGUCACAAUGCAGCAGCCACAAAGUGCUCAACAACAGCAGUUGCCAACGCAACAGGUGCUGCAGCAGCAGCAGCAGCAACAACAGCAGCAGCAGCAGCAGCAGCAGCAACAGCAACAACAGCAGCAGCAGCAACACCAACAAUCACAACAACAGCAAACCUUUCACCAGGUGUCAGGUCAGAUACAACAGUCACAACGAACACAAAGCAUUGUCAUGCAGCCGCAGCAGCAGCACCAGUUACAGCCAAUGCAAGCUCCACAACUACCAUCUCAACAAUUGCCUUCUCAACAACAACAGUCCCCGCAACAGCAAGCUCAUCAACAACAUACGCAGCAGUUACAAUCUCAGCAACAUCAGUUGCAGCUUCAACAACAGCAAUUACAGCAGCAACAGCAACAGCAGCAACAGCAGCAGCAGCAACAGCAGCAACAGCAACAACAGCAACAAAUGCAACAGCAACAGCAACAGUUGAAUUCCCCAUCGCAACAACACAGUGGUCCACAAAUGCAGCAACAAGUUCAGCAGCCAGUAUUACAACCACCGAAUCAACACUCGCUCCAACACAACUUACAGCAGCAGACGCUGCAACAGCAGGUACAACAUAAUGUUAACCAAAUUCAGCAGAAAAUGGCUCAACACCAGCUUCUACAACAGCAAAAACAAUUACAGCAGCAACAACAACAGCAGCAGCAGCAGGUUCUGCAAUCACAGCCAACAAUUCCACAACAACCAAUUCUUCAACAACAGCCACCUUCUCAACAACAGCAAAUCGUUCAGCAGCAUCAAAUUCAAAUGCAGCAUGGGCAAUCGGGCCAGAUAAUUCAGCAAGUUAUUCAGCAACAACAGCAACAACAGCAACAACAACAGCAAUCUGGCCAGGCCAAACAGAACAUUCAGGUCGUGUUCAAAGGUGGUCAAACAUCGCAGCAACAGCAACAGCAAACUUCCCAGCAGCAGCAUAUUCAGCAAAUCAUGUCAAAUCUAACGGCCGGAACGGAAGCACAAAAUCCACAGCAGCAAAAGAUUAUUAGGCAGAUUACGAUCAAUCAGGGGCCACCAACUGUUCAGCAGCAACAGCAACAACAACUUUCCCAACAGCAGCUCCAAAUUACCCAGCAGCAGAUUCAGGCUAAUCACCAACAGUUACAACAAUUACCGGGCCAACAACAACAAAGCCAACCACAGCAGCAACCGUUGAUGAUUCAGAGGACUUUAUCUCAACAACAGAUCCCAUCACAAUCCAUUCAAUCUGGGCAACCUGGACAGAUGCUGCAGCAACAAGGCCUACAACAAAGUCAACAGCCGAAAAUUAUUCAGCAAACGAUCAUUCACCCACCCAUCACUUCCAACUAUCAAACAAUUACCAAACAGUUGAUCGUUGGGCAGCCUCAGAGUCAACAACAACCGCUACAGCAGCAGCAGCCACAGACACCGCAAUCUUCUCAGCAGCAGGCUCUACAGCAACAGCAAGUUCUGCAGCAUCAGCAGAUGCAGAAGCCGGGUGGGGCUAUACAUACUUCCAACCAGCAGCAACCGCAGCAACUUGUUCAACGUAUCGUCCAACAACAGGUUCUCCAGGGAGCACCGGGAAGUAAUCAACACUCAGGACAACCGCAAAACAUUGUCAUUAUCAACCAAGGUAGUAACCAGCAGCAAAUUAUUACAUCCUCUGCAGGGCCAUUACCGGGACAAAUGCAAGCAAUGACUCAACAGCAAAGAGUCCAAUACCUGCAGAAUUUACAACAACAGAAACAACAGUCACAGCAGAUAAUUGUGAGUGGUUCAGGGCCAGGACCGGGUUCAUCUCAACAGCAGAGCCAAAUUCUGCAACAGCCGGUACAAACUGGCCAAACGAUAAGUCAAAACAUAGUCCAUAUACAACAGAGGCCCCUGCAGCAGAACAUGAAUGUACAAACAGGUGGUCCAGGACAAACACAACUACAGCAUCAGCAAGUCAUGACUUCGGUAGGACAAGGAAUGUUAGCAGGUCAGCAACAAACUGGGCAACAACCACAACAGCAACAACAAACGAUUGUCGUUCAGCAACAACAUAUGGUUGGAAAUCAGCAGCCGACGAUAAUUCAACAACAGAUGCUAUCCCAACAACAACCACAACAGCAGUCACUACAGCAACCCCAACAGCAACUGAUUAUCCAACAAUCUGUUCAGGGUUCACAAACGGGGCAGCCACAGCAACAGAUCAUUCAACAGACCAUACCAAACAGCGGAGGAACCGUUCAUCAACUAUUGCAGCAAUCGAGCCAACAGUCUGGCCCGGGUCCGACAAUCCUUCAGCAACACAUCGUUGGCCAGGCAGCACCACCUACAUCUCAACCAAUGGAGGGUCAGAUUAUGCAGCAAACCGGACCUGGAGGUGAAAUUAUUCAACAAACGCAGUUGAUUGCGGGACAACAACAACAACAACCUGGUCAACAACAAUCGCAGUUGAUUGCGGGACAACAACAACAACAACCUGGUCAACAACAAACGCAGCCGCAAUGGGCUUCACAAAGCCCAAUUCAUCAACAAAGUCAACCGAACCAAUCUCCGAUUCAACAGUUUCAGCAGCAACCACAAGGAAUACCGGCAGGGGCCACCAUUAUUCAGCAAACUAUUGUUCCACCGGGAGCGACUGUGCCUGGUCAACCCGGCGUUGCUCCAGGUCCUCCUGGUGGACCUCCACAAUUCGUUAGAUCAACCCUCCGGCCGCAGGUUCAACGACAGUAUAUACAAUUGGAUCCACAAACUCAUGCCACACUUCAAAAGUUGGAUCCUGCGGCCCGUCAGGAGUACAUUGAUCGUUUGCAGGCGAAACAAAGAGUUCUCAUGCAGCAACGACAACAGCACGCUGCCGCUUUUCAGGCCCGACCUGGGCAUCCUGGAAUGCAAGCUGGCGUGCGUCAACAGCAGAUUAUUUACCGUGGACCAAUGCCUCCAGGGCUCAAUCAACAACAGCAAAUGCAAUGGAUACAGCAACAGAACGCGCGACCAGGUGUCCAGGUUCGUCCUGGAGCCCCUGGUCUGAGUCCAAUCACACAGCAAAAUGUAGCCCCACCUGGGUCUCCAAUGGGUCAGUUCCCCAUCGAUCCCAACACAUCUCCACAGCACCAACAACAGCAACAGCAACAAAGAAUGCAGCUCGAACGUCAGCAACAACACAGGCUACUCCAAAUGCAAUUGCAGCGCGAGCAGGCUCAGAAAGGUGUCCAGGGUCAACCUCAGCAGGGGCAGGUGGUUUCCCCUCGUGGUGCUGGUUUUCCACCGGACGGAAUCAUCGGUGACGGAACAACCACUAUAGUCCAGCAAACUAUCGUUGGUCCACCUCAAGACCCAAACGUCCCGCCAGGUACUCAACAGAUGAAAAAUCAAACCAAAACGGCGUUGGCUAACAUGCUCAGUAGUCGUCUUGGCGCCAACGGAAAUGUUGUUCCGAAUAUUCCAGAAGCGGCGGCCGCAACCGAACCAUCCGCUGCUGGCACGCUUCGGAUGAUGACGGCCCAACACAACGCCGCCCUGCAACAAACCAUGACACCACGCUCACCUCAGGAACUAAUCGUUCUACAACAACAGCGGCGUACCCUCGGCAAUAUUACCAAUUCUGGAGCUCCAGUAGGUGCGGUAGUGAAUCCGAUUGUUCAACAAGUACCUCCGGGUACGCCCGGAAUUUCUCAAACACCUCCAAUGAAGGGUGCCCCGCCUUUUAGUCCCGGUCGAGCUCCUCUUCCGAGACCCCAAUAUUAUGGUCAUAAUCCAAAUCUCAAACUUCAUCCGGAGUUGUUUCUGCUCGGUUGCACAUUCUUCAUCAUAGAAUAUGAUGAAACCCACAAAAACGAUAUUGAAGACUGGAAAACCAUCAUCAAGAAGCACGGUGGGGACAUUGAAACAUUUUACGGUCCCAAAGUAACCCACGUUCUCUGUCGCACUCAACGCCAUGGGGUCGUCAUGCAGGCCAUUCGGGACGCGAAACGAUGCAUCACCUCCUAUUGGUUGAAUGACAUCGUUCUGAAGAAGCAACUAUUGCCACCGUGGCAGGCUCUGCAUCUGCCAACGCCAUCGAUUUUUGGAAAUCAAAAACCAGCCACCAGACAUAACAUGUCACUUACCGGUUUCGAGGGUGACGAACGCUUCCGCAUCAAGCAGAUGAUUGAAGAAUCCGGCGCCAAGAUGACACCCUAUUUUAGCAAAUCGAACACGGUGCUUAUCUGCAAACGAAUCGACAACCAGAAGUACAAGUAUGCCAAAGAUUGGAAUAUUCCGACGGUCAACACGGUGUGGCUGAGCGAUAUCCUGCUCGGGAAUCUGAGCGCCAUGCAGCAGUGCGAUGGACCGAAGUAUCAGCAGUUCAAUCUCAGCUGUCCAUUCAGGAUUGACUAUAAUUUGGUGAUGCAUUUGAUGACCGCUUGGAAAUCCCCCAUCAAUUUAACACCAGAGUCACACGAACGUGUCAAACGAAGUUUAUCUGAACCGCCCCAGUCUGCUUCGACUGUGAAAAAAGUGCGAACCCUGCCACCACUGGAACUGAUUCCGAAUGAGAUCAUCUGCCAGCGUCAACUCGACGCCGAUAGCAUACCGAAUGUUUUGUUCUCUCAAAUCGAUAACGUCGAAGGCUUGACUAGAGCCGUUAUGACUCUUGGCGGUCGCAUUGCAAGCGGACCACCGGAUGCUACACACCUAGUGAUGACGAGGGUGGCGAGGACGGUAAAGCUGAUCGCCGCAAUUACCAAAAUCAAGCACCUGCUUUCAACCAAGUGGAUCACGGAGAGCGCUGUGGCCGGAUUUUUUCUGCCGAUGGAAGAUUACAAGCUGGACGUGAAGGAGUUGGACGAGAUGUUCAAGUGUGAGCUGUACAAAGUGUUGGAAUCGCCUAUCCGAGGUAAACUGUUCGAGGGUAAAAUUUUCUUCGUGACCCCUCAGGUCAAGCCAUCCUUCAAGGACGUGAGACAGAUGAUUGAACUGAGUGGCGGUGUGGUAGAGAAGAACCCACGGACGAUCAAGAAGAUUCGCGAGACGAACCUUGAGAAACCGGGCAGCUAUGUGAUCGUUAGCUGCCCCGAAGACCGAGUCAUCAUCCAGCCAUUCAUACAGAAGGGCAAACAUGGUGUAUGUCAAAUAUGUACCACUGAGUUCGUUAUGCAGUCGAUUCUGCAGCAAAAAUUAACAAUCGAGCCCCACAUCAUAAAGUGGGAGUUGGUGUCGUAAAGUUCGUGUGGUGCGGUGAAAUGCCGAAAUUAUUCGACAAAUCGCCAUUUCGAUGGAUUACGUAAGUAAAGGUUUAGAUUGAUUAAUACACUAUUGAAUAGUGAAAUCUUCAUUCGAAAGGUACUAUCAUUUAAAUGAAUUAAUCCCGCAAAGGAUAUGCAGAAAUAUAUUCAUUAUUUGGAGAAAUAUUUAAAUCACAAAGUUACUAUAUCAAUGAGAUAUAUUAUCAGAAAUGUAUAAUAGAACAUGUGUACUGUUUAAAUUGAAAUGGAAAGAAUUAUUCCCGAAGCCGGUUUGUAACAUGCUGCAGAUAGGGUUAAGUAAUGAAGUUGCCGGCAUUGCAAUUCUAAAUUAUUAGAGAAUAGUAUAAAUCACGAGUGCAUUUUAUCCUCUAGGCAAGCGUAUAUCAUAUACAGCAGGUCUAUAUGGUAAGUACCAUUAGGUCAGAUAUGACUUACAAAAUAUAAGAAAUGUAAGUGAAUCGGUACAUUGAACUUACAACUAUUAAAGAAUAA
Toxorhynchites rutilus septentrionalis is the source of this 11415-nucleotide messenger RNA. RefSeq names its product PAX-interacting protein 1 (gene Ptip). NCBI's taxonomy places the organism in Eukaryota, Metazoa, Arthropoda, Insecta, Diptera, Culicidae. The record is from RefSeq and is a predicted model, not a curated record. Gene Ontology annotation, cellular component: MLL3/4 complex. Bases 5669 to 10900 code for a protein of 1743 amino acids. The transcript is spliced from 5 exons.